GAAGGGGUCGGUGCCCGUGCUGUUUCUUUCUGCGGGCUAGCAAUGUCUGGCGCGGUCUUUCUCUGGGGGGUGCUGGGGCCGCUGCUUGUGUCUGUGCUGCCCGGGCUCCUCGGAGACCGCCCCAGCCCCAACCUCGGGGCACACCCAGGGGACCCCACCCAGGUCGGCCUUGGGGCCACGGAACCCCUGCGGCAGCCACCGCCCAAGGACCAGCGCGAGCGAGCCCGAGCUGGGGCUUUGCCUUUGGGAGCGCUGUACACUGCGGCCGUCGUGGCUUUUGUGCUAUACAAGUGUUUACAGGGGAAAGAUGAGGCUACAGUUCUCCAAGAGGAGGCCGGCAAGGAAUCACUGCAGUCAGAGCAACAGCUGGCCCAGUUGACGCAACAACUGGCCCAGACAGAGCAACACCUCAACAACCUAAUGGCCCAGCUGGACCCCCUUUUUGAGUGUGUGACUACUCUGGCUGGAGCUCAGCAGAAGCUUCUGAACAUGAAGCUACAGACAGUUCACCAGCUGCUACAAGAGAACAAGCAGGACAAGGGUGUGGAGGUUCCAGAACCAGAGGCCAGCACACCUUUUCCUGAGGACUUAUGUAUAGAGGAGACUGGUGACAGUCAGGCCUGGGAGGAGCCCAUAAACUGGAGCACAGAGACAUGGAACCUAGCUACUGCCUGGGAAGUGGAGCAGGGGCUAAGAAGAAGAAGCAGCAUGGCUGUGGCAAAGGGCCCCAGUCACGGCUCCAGCUGGGAAGGAAGGAGGGACAGCAGCUGAAGGUUUAGUAAAACAAAGCCUAUUCUUGUGACUGGGCACUCCUGCGUGCUUUUUCCAUCCCAGCUGGUUGUACGCACACCCAUACUAGGUGCCUAAGGACAACUGGGCCUUCUUGAAAAGCUUCCCUUAUUAGGACAAAACGAGGCUGCCCUCCAGGGUGAAGGCAAACAAGAUAGAGGGAGCUCCAGUUCUUUUCCUUGUAUUUCUGAGGCCACCAUCAUGCCAACCUUCAGGGCACAAAAAUCCCUUUUCUCAUUUAACAUAACUGAGAAAGCCCUUUCCAAAAAAAAACUUUAUUAAAUCCAGUGGGAAAAUAAAUUAUAGAAGUUAUAUACAACAUAAAAAUAGCCGUGUUUACAAAGCAGAACUCCUGAUAAAUAACUGGCUAUAGACACAGUACAGAGCGUAUUAGUCCCAAAUCCCCUCAUUUGUGUUGGAGGGUCUGGUCCAACUGAGGUCUAACCAGGUCAGACUUGGUAUCCUGAUUAAGAGCCGGUCAACUGACCCAGCUUGGCU
Trichechus manatus latirostris (Florida manatee) is the source of this 1287-nucleotide messenger RNA. It is a transcript of the gene CCDC107, whose product is annotated as coiled-coil domain containing 107. Bases 43 to 771 code for a protein of 242 amino acids. The transcript is spliced from 6 exons. NCBI's taxonomy places the organism in Eukaryota, Metazoa, Chordata, Mammalia, Sirenia, Trichechidae. The record is from RefSeq and is a predicted model, not a curated record.